AUGGCCGACCCUUUCGCGCCCCGAUCUAUGAAGCGCAAGAACGUCAAAGGUCUCGCCCUGACGCCUGCUGCCCCGAAGCCCCCGCCGACCGCCGAAACCAGCAGACACGGCUACGAUCCUCGCGAUAAGGACGGAGGUGAACAGUCAGCGCAGCUAGAGAUUGGCAUCGAGUACAAGCUCGACUUGCGGCCAGAGGACCUGGAGAUCCUGAAGGAGCUUGGUUCCGGAAAUGGAGGCACUGUCAGCAAAGUCAGGCAUGUCCUGACCGGGACUGUCAUGGCUCGCAAGGUUAUUCACGUGGAAGCCAAGAAGGAGAUGCGCAAGCGCAUCGUUCGCGAACUCCAGAUUAUGCACGGCUGCUCGUCCGAGUACAUCGUGAAUUUCUACGGCGCAUUCCUGAACCCUCACAACGAUGUCAUCAUGUGCAUGGAGUAUAUGGACGUUGGUGCUUUGGACCGAGUAUCGAAGGUCUUCGGACCAGUCCGAGUCGACGUCCUCGGCAAGAUUGCUGUGGCUACUCUUGGCGGCCUAACCUACCUCUACUCGAAGCAUCACAUCAUGCACCGAGACAUCAAGCCCUCCAACAUUUUGGUGAACUCUAGAGGAAGCAUCAAAUUGUGUGAUUUCGGCGUGUCUGGAGAACUCAUCAACUCCGUUGCGGAUACCUUUGUGGGAACAUCUACCUACAUGGCACCCGAGCGAAUUCAGGGCGAGAAGUACACUGUCAAAUCGGAUGUCUGGAGUUUCGGUUUGAGCAUCAUGGAGCUUGCCAUUGGCAAGUUUCCUUUCAACGCCAGCGAACAGCUUUCUGACGGCGAGUGCGCGCCUGCUGGCAUUUUGGAUCUGUUGCAGCAGAUCGUACACGAACCUGCGCCUAGACUACCAAAGAGCGAUGCUUUCCCCUCCAUUCUGGAAGACAUGAUUCAGAAGUGUUUGUCAAAGAACCCUGACGAACGACCGACGCCUCAAGAGUUAUUUGAUCGCGAUCCUUUCGUCCAAGCUGCCAAGAGGACACCUGUAGACUUGAGAGAGUGGGCUGUCGGUCUGAUGGAGAGAGAUAACCGGAAGUCCCACCUCGCUCCUCAGCUUUCUCCAGCGACUCGCGAUCUGCUCAACUCCAGCGAUUCUCCGACCUACCAGGGUGGGUCUAACAAUGAACGCUCGCUCGACACGCCGACGUCAGGAGAGAUUCCCAUCGCAGGAGCUGGAAUUAUCUCACCUCGCGAACCAGCUGCCCACUCCAACCGUUCCCCCACUAGAAACGGUAUCAACGCCGCAAGCAGUCGUCAGCAGGCCAGUGGCCAUCCGGGCAUGGGACAGAGGAUUGUUACCACCAACUCGAUCCCCAAGGUUGGCGAAUAUCCCAACAGCGCUGGUCCUGUGAGCGCCAAUGCUGCGUCAUUCAGUCUGCCCGUUCGCCCGGCCCCUGGAGGACCCCUGCCUCCUGCCCCUCCUCGGAAGGGAACACCAGACGAGACCAGACGGGAGAACAGAAGGCAAGCCACUUUCGGCAUGCCUCCGGCUCCCAGAAGCUACGCGAGUGAUGUGUACAACGGCACUUCCAAUUAG
Colletotrichum karsti is the source of this 1569-nucleotide messenger RNA. RefSeq lists its product as uncharacterized. Gene Ontology annotation, molecular function: protein kinase activity; ATP binding. The record is from RefSeq and is a predicted model, not a curated record. Lineage: Eukaryota; Fungi; Ascomycota; Sordariomycetes; Glomerellales; Glomerellaceae. The transcript is spliced from 4 exons. Bases 1 to 1569 code for a protein of 522 amino acids. Gene Ontology annotation, biological process: protein phosphorylation.